Molecule: messenger RNA, 3677 nt
Organism: Arvicanthis niloticus (Nile rat)
Lineage: Eukaryota; Metazoa; Chordata; Mammalia; Rodentia; Muridae
Gene: Gng2
Product: G protein subunit gamma 2
Biological process (GO): G protein-coupled receptor signaling pathway
Cellular component (GO): heterotrimeric G-protein complex
Molecular function (GO): G-protein beta-subunit binding
Source: RefSeq, a predicted model, not a curated record
UGGGCUGGGCUGGGCUAGGCUGGGCGGGCCGAGCUCACCACCCAUCUGCUCCGCCAGGGGAAGCUGCUCUCUAACCAAGCCUCCGGAGCCAAGCAAGUCAGAUCUGCCAGGGAGCCUCGGCCUUGAACAUUGAGCAGAGUGUCUGAAGACUCCAUUCAGCUCUCCAAUGGCCAGCAACAACACCGCCAGCAUAGCACAAGCCAGGAAGCUGGUAGAGCAGCUGAAGAUGGAAGCCAACAUCGACAGGAUAAAGGUGUCGAAGGCAGCUGCAGACUUGAUGGCCUACUGUGAGGCCCAUGCCAAGGAAGACCCCCUGCUGACCCCAGUCCCGGCCUCAGAAAACCCCUUCCGGGAGAAGAAGUUCUUCUGCGCCAUCCUUUAAGUCUCUGAGAGAAGGCUGAAGAGCGUCGGGGCUCCCCGGACAUUGAUGUAGAGUUCUUAGCAAAGUGGGCGCCUUUCUCGUCCGCAGCAUUUAAAGAGAGGAAGGAGAACCAUCUUGGACACUCCGGGCUGUGCAUGUUUAAAGAACUGUCCCCUUAUGAGAAUGAAAGCUGAUUCCGUGUCCCAACUUUAGAGAUCUGACCCUGCAGACCGGCCUGGAGGAGGGGGAUGUAUAAAAAACGAGAUCGGUGUAACUUUCCUGCUUUCCCUCUAAGACCUUACAUUUCUGCUUCAUAUUUAUAAAUGAAAUAAACAUUAAAGCCGGUGUCCUGAGCUGAGAUAUGGCUGACAUUCUGGGAAUGAGAAUUGUCUUUCAAAAUACCCUCUGAUAAGCUGUCGCCCCAUGUAGCCACAGUCCAGUUUAAUGGCUUCCACGUUUAGUCUUUUGUGCCUUUUUCUUUUCCCUCCCUUUCUCUUUCUCUACCCCUCUCUGUUAGAGGGCUGAGGGGAUGAGAUUGGGCUUGUGUGUUAGACUCAACUCCAAGGAGGAAUGAAUAGCUGAGAUGUUCAGAAAGAUGUCCCCCCUGGGAUUUCUUCAUGAGAAUAACAAUAAGGAAAUAGAAACACACACACACACACACACACACACACACACACCCCACAAUGCCGGCUCUCUGUGUUCUCUUACCACUAUUCUUAAUAUUUGUAUAUGAUAGUUUUGAUUCUGCGAGUAAAAGUAAACCAUGUGUUGUGACCGGUGCUUUCAUAUCUCUGUGAUAGUUUUUGAGUAAUACUGCAUGAACAUGUCCCUUUAUCACAUCCAUUCAGAAGUUUUGUUGUUGAGCUGGAAAGCUAAGAAGAAAAUUGAGAGAAAAAGAGGCCAGAGAGGAAAAAAACAAAUCCUCUGUAUUUUGAAAAUUGAGAUCACUUCAGCGCCUUAGCCAUGCCUGAAAUACCUCCUGAUGAACUGUGGUAUAAGUACCUCUUGACAGAUUUCCCCAAUCCACAGCAUUUGGGCUUACCCAAGAUCCAGGGCAGCACAGUUACCCCAAGCUGGAGACCAGGCAGGGAUCCAUGAUGACUUGGGAAGGCGCUGUCAGAAUAUCAGCCUGUUUCCACUUUCCAGGAACCAUAGAAAACAUAAGCAAAAGAACAUUUCCCGUGUUCAUAACUAGACAACCAUGGCCCUCUUUAGCUCAAGCAUCAGAAGAAAUAAACCCACAGCUCCGAGGGAGGUGGCCAGCCUCAGAAUACCUGUUGUUUGGGAGACAAAGUCCCCGAAUUGUGCUCUGAGCAACCCUCGCAGUUGGCUCUUCUUCCCACCGGUGCUGAUGCUGACGUGGCCCUCGUUUUCCACUCCCCCCAAAUCUCAAAGCACUGGCUGCUUUGCUCUCCACCACAUUUGUCAGAGCUCUCUGCCCUAUUUCCAGCCUCCUUUGGCUAGUGCUCUUCCCCCACAAUAAGACCCUGAGAGCGAGGUUUGUCAUGACAGUUGUAUCCUCCGUCAGUAACUGAGGGCCUCAGCUGCCUGCAGACUGCCAUCUACCCAGUCAGAGAGAAUCUAUUUACUUCUUUUUGUUUUCAAAUCCUAAAACACCACUAAAUCCAAGCAAAAUUGAUUUUUCUCCUCUCGCCAUUCUCUUCCUCAUGUUUUAAAAGCUGGUGGUACUUCUAAAGGAAAGAGAAGGUAAAAAGACUUCCUAUGGCGAGGACACAUUUUUGAAAUAGAUUGGUAAGAUAUUUUUCUUAACUCUUUUAUGGGUUUUCAGCUAAAGGAUAACUAUGUCCAAUUAAAGUUUAUGCUUGGGGUGGGAGAGAAGAGGAUCCUGGAACGAUUACACCGGAACAUUUAUGUACAAAUGCAAUUCUGUAACCAGAAACUUCUGUUCCGGCGGGUCCUGGGGGUUUGUUAUAGUUGGUGGGAUGUUCAUGAAGGUUUAAUGGUAAAAACAAAGCAAAACAGACAAAAAAAAAAAGCCACUGUCAGUCUUUUCAGAACUGCACUGUAAUGCAGCUAAGAAUACUGUGGAAUCAGCUAAACGUAUCACACCUUCAGAGUGAGCUGAAACAUACAUAUGUGUUCACAGGUCAACAACUGUGACUGGGGCACUCUGUGCUGGUUGGGGGCAGGGCUACACUGGGAGGAGUCUAGACUUCUGUGCAAAUUUAGAUCUCGGAAGUAAGUACAGUGGAAACAAUAUCUUUAGGGUGCCCCUUGUACAGGCUUAACAAUUAAAAAUUCAGGAUUUGCAAAUUACUGGUGAGCAUGUUUACAGAAUAAAAAAGUAGGAAACUCUAUUCUCUUCCACAUAGAAGUUUCAGGAAAAUAUUGUCCUUUUUUAUAUAUAUAAUUUCAUAUCCUUCAGUGUGGAGCUAUACCUGGAAUCAGUUUUGACUUAUUGAUGUUUGUAUUUAUUAAAGGGAAAAAGGUUUUGUUUACUUGGAUCUCAAAAGAGCUUAAUUCUUUUCAAUGUCAACCAUCCUUGUCACCACCAUAAUUUCAUCUUAGGGUAACUAAUAGGAAACUUUAGUUUAACUAUUUAAGUCCCUCAUUUUUACAUACCUAGAUAACAAUUACAAUCUGCCAUGGAAUUAAUAAAUAAUAAAUAAUAAAUGUCAAACUUAUAAUGUGUCUGUUAAAAUACCUGAACCACUUUUAAUAUCAACUCCAAUUUAAAAUGAUUUUAAAUUUGAAAGUAAGUAAGAUAUAAUUUAAAUCAUCAGAUUUAAGAAGACAAAGUAUCAUACUUUUUCCCAUAUGCUUGAAUUCACAUGAUGAGUCUUGAGAAAAUCAAGCUGGUGAUCUUUAGCAGAUUUUUUUAUGCCUUUUUCUUUUUCCUUGGUGUUUGUUUCUAGCCGCUCCUGCAAAUGAUGAAUUAUUAUGUGUAUAUUACUGUCUCAUAGCCCAACAAUUGUACAACUGUUUAGAGCUUCACACUUUUCCUGUAUAAGAUCUGUGGAAUGUGUCUUUAAAGAGGGGAAAGCAGAAAAAUGGGGGCUUGUGUUUUGGUGGGGUUUUUGCUUUUGGGGUUUUUGUUUGUUUGGGUUUUUCUUGUUUUGUUUUUUGUUUUUUCAAGACAGGGUCUCACUGGCUGUCCUGGAACUUGUUCUGUAGACCAAGCUGGCCUCGAAUUCAGAGGUCUUCUUGCCUCUGACUCUUGAGUGGUUGGGAAUAAAGGCAUGAGCCACCACACCCAGCUUAAAAAUGUUAAAGCAGGAAAACCUGAAUGUGAUGUGCACAUCUUUAUCCCACAUGAACUGUGUGUUUGUUUUAAUAAAUGGAAUUUUCAGAUUCA